CCUAGGAUGCCUGGAAGGUGAGUAAAUUAUGGGCUAAUUUUCAUUUUUGGGUGAACUAACCCUUUAAGCUGCAGUUGGAUGCUGGCUGCCGUAUUCCAGAAAGCAGAUUAUUAUCCGUAUAUGUACCUGGGUAUGUUGCAUAAGUAAAUGAAUAACCUCUACUUUUGAAAGGUAACCUUCAAGGUAAGUAGGCAUAGCAACUUUUUUAUGAUAUAAUUUAUUUAGCAGUGGUGUAGUUGGAACCAAACGCACUAAUAUGUCCUGUGCUUCCUUUUUCUAAGGGCUGUUUGCAUAUCAAUAUUUGCCUUUUAAGUUGCUCAAGUUUGCUUUUCCCGCCAAUGAUUGACUGUCACACUCACGCACACACAAGGGGAUGGAAGAGACGAGAGAUGAGUAGCAAUACUAUUCAACCAUUUAUUAAACAAUGUCUUUAAAAAAGACAACAGCAUCGAACAAGUAAUGAGGCUCUUAACUGAGUGGUUUUGGCAGAUGUAGUAGUCCCAAAGUCCAGUAGUUGAGCCACGCCACAGCAUCGACGGAGAGAGCAACAAGGCUUGUGAACGGUAGACCAGACAAUGUGACAAUGGCAGAGAGUCCUGUUUUAUAGGGCGUGGCUCAACGAGCAACAGAUACACACAGUUUCUUAAAGAUUUCCUGGAGUCUGCAGAGCAGAAUUACUUUGUUGGGUUUCGUGUGCAUUAUUAUCUGUUCACUGAUCAACCACAACAUGUUCCUGAACUAAAACUGGGUGAAGGACGUCAGCUGACAGUAAUGGAAGUGCCUAGUUCUAACAGAUGGCAGGAGAUCACUUUGAGCAGGAUGGAAAGGCUGGAGAAACUGAUUGAGAGUCGAUUGAUCAAUGAAGCAGACUAUGUUUUCAGCCUUGAUGUGGACACAAAGUUCUACGGGCGAUGGGGGUCAGAGUCUUUGGGUCGUCUUAUAGGUGUGAUACAUCCUGGUUACUAUCAAGCAUCACGUGAACAGUUCCCAUAUGAGCGCAGACCAGAGUCUCAAGCGUUCAUUCCUCAUGCUGAGGGUGAUUAUUAUUACGGAGGAGCUGUGAUCGGUGGAUUAGUGAAAGAUGUAUAUGAGGCUGCUAAAACCUGUCGGGAGCAGCUGGACAUUGAUGCAGCUAAAUCUAUUGAGGCAGCAUGGCAGGAGGAGUCCCAUUUGAACAGGUACUUCCUGUAUAACAAACCCAGCAAGGUGCUCUCACCAGAAUAUCUGUGGCAGGACUUCAAAGCUCACACAAAUGAAGUCAAAAUCAUUCGCUUCUCUCAAGUUAUUAAAAACUAUGCUGCAGUUCGUCCAAACUAAUAGCAGCUGUUGUCUGAACAUUCAUGCACCUCGUUUGGAAUUAGUACCUGCCCGGCAUGUAAAUGUUACUGGUGUUCUUGUCGACUAACAAAACCAGUGCCCAACUAUUUUUUUUAAUGAGAGAUAAAAACAUCAUAUAACAGAAUAAGCAGAUUAUCAGAACAAUUUUUCCCAACACUUUUGUAUAGGUGACAGAGAAGGCAAAUGAAAGGCACUUUAAAUGCUAACACUGGUGAAGGAUUUGAAUGAUUUUUCCAUUUAUUCAGAAUGUACAUGAUCUAACGUUUAAAGUGAAGUAGCAUUAGGAGUGUCUUGUUGUAUAUAACCAAAAUAUAUAGAGAGAGAUUCACAUUUCUUCUCAUUUUCAUCAAUCUGGAUUUCAGUCAUAUCUGUUCUGUGUCUGAUAUAUGUCAUUAUUUCCUAACCCUUUGUUUUUAUUAUGUUGUUCUAACCAAACUCUUGGUGUUGAAAUAAAAUCAGAGCAACAACUGUUUGGACAGGAAAAUACCUGACAGAGAAACUGUUUAUUUGUAUAUCAGUCAUCAGUGAUGGGAUAUCAUUGAGAGGGAUACCGACAUCAUGAAAAUGGGUAUAAAGGUGGCAUUUCAUUACAAACGGACAAACGCUACUUUGAGCCCAAAUAGCAGAAUUUAAUAGAAUUUAUCAUGUCUUAUUAAUUGGUUUAUAUGCUUUAUUUGUUUUGGGUUUCAUUUAAUGAUUUGGAAAUUGUCUCAAAGGACCUUUAGAGUGCACCUGACAUAAAUCCCCCAUGAGCCAACACACAACAACAACAACACUGGCAUGGAAAUACUCCCUGCCUGGGAAUAAGUAUGAAGCACUAGAAGGAACAAAUAGUGCGGCUAAGACCAGAUAAAUUAAAGUACUAUAUAAAGAACUGCACAAAGGUACCUUCCUAACGGUCUAACUGAAUUAAUAACUACUUUUAUUCUUCUGGUAUGUUUUAAGCUAAUAGUUUAACCGUAUACUCACCAUUUCUUUCAUUAAAUACUGGCCUUCCCAGUGCUGAAUGAACUUAGAACAACUGAGUUUUUCUGUCUCACAUGAAAAACAUUUUAUGCGCUGUAUUAGUUUUUGUUGAUCUUAUGAAAACAUAAUGGAAAUUUAAUCAAAACCAGUUCAACUAGGUAACAAUACCUUGUGUUAUCAUAUUUACAGUGCUGUCAGACUUUGAAUGAAGUGAACAAUUGUGGCAAACAGUAAAUGUUUUGUUACAUACUACAUAAAUUUCUUCAGAUAACCUUCAGAUAAUGUGCUGGUUUCAUGCAAGUCAAAAUUGUCAUGUUUAUGGGUAUAUAUCAUUAAAAUAAUUGAAGGUUACCACUUUUUUCUAGUAUAUGUUUUAGUGUGCCUACCUAGGACUUUUAUUUUAUCCCUCUUGGCCACCCAUUAAAAAUUUCUCAACAGUGUCAAAAUGACUGUAUAAUGAUUAAUCAAAUUAAAUAAGGCGGGCAUUACUGUUAGGCCACCUGUACAGAAGACGAGCACGAAUAUAAGCAUGAUGCUUCCGUUUUAACAGUUAACAAGUGGGAUAAGAGAUAAGUAAACUUUUAUUAUUUGACAACUGUUACGGCAUGUUAAACGACCUACAGUAAUAUCGAGAAAUAAAAACAA
Labeo rohita (rohu) is the source of this 2949-nucleotide messenger RNA. RefSeq names its product globoside alpha-1,3-N-acetylgalactosaminyltransferase 1-like. Bases 772 to 1317 code for a protein of 181 amino acids. The transcript is spliced from 2 exons. Gene Ontology annotation, molecular function: hexosyltransferase activity. Gene Ontology annotation, biological process: carbohydrate metabolic process. NCBI's taxonomy places the organism in Eukaryota, Metazoa, Chordata, Actinopteri, Cypriniformes, Cyprinidae. The record is from RefSeq and is a predicted model, not a curated record. Gene Ontology annotation, cellular component: Golgi apparatus; vesicle; membrane.